Thunnus maccoyii (southern bluefin tuna) is the source of this 883-nucleotide messenger RNA. Its product is annotated as ecto-ADP-ribosyltransferase 5-like. The transcript is spliced from 2 exons. NCBI's taxonomy places the organism in Eukaryota, Metazoa, Chordata, Actinopteri, Scombriformes, Scombridae. Bases 1 to 735 code for a protein of 244 amino acids. The record is from RefSeq and is a predicted model, not a curated record. Gene Ontology annotation, molecular function: NAD+ poly-ADP-ribosyltransferase activity; NAD+-protein-arginine ADP-ribosyltransferase activity.
AUGGAAACUCCACGCAGGGACCUGCCCAUUGUGACCUCCAGCUCAUUUCCACUGAACAUGGCUCCUGAUGCUGUUGAUGACAUGUACUAUGGCUGCGACAAGGAGAUGAAGAAGAAGGUCAAGAAAGAAUAUUUCAGAAAAGAGUUUGUGGGAACAUUUAAAGAUGCCUGGGAAAAAGCAAAAAAAUGUUCAAACAAAUACUCAAAGGAUCUCACCAAAAACCAGCGGCAGGCAAUCUGUGUCUAUACAUCCAACGACAUUUAUGAUGAAUUCAAUGAAGCAGUCCGGACCGGUAGGAGCAUCUAUGGCAGCACCUUCCCAUUCCAUUCUUUACAUUUUUGGCUGACCACUGCCAUACAAAAGGUGAAAAAAAGCCAAAAAAGCCAAAAAUGUCAGACUACUUAUCGAAGAACCUGGCAUGAAUUCACUGGCAAGGUUAACGACAUCAUUCGGUUUGGUGCGUUUGCCUCCAGCUCUUACAACAAAAGCCUUACUCAUUUUGGUAGCAAGACCUGCUUCGAAAUUAAGACCUGUUCAGGAGCUUACCUGAAGAAUUAUUCAGAGAUUCCAGAGGAGGAAGAGGUGCUUAUCCCCCCCUAUGAAACAUUCAAGAUAACUGACAUUAUUAAAGGUCGGAAUAAAUUUAAAAAUCUGAAGGAUUGUGAGAAGGUCUUUGUUUUGAAGAGUGAACGAAAAGAUAAAAGUAACCUAAACUGCAAACUUGCACCCAAAUGAGAGAGCAGAGUUUUCUUCUACUGAUGGAGAAAAUGCAAUAAAAUGAGUUUUGUUCUGUAAACGUCAUAAAUCAAUCAAUAAAUCUAUAAAUCUCUACAACAGCUGUACUGAAGUCAAUCAUCAUGCAUCACAACAUCAUCUAUUACUG